Cantharellus anzutake is the source of this 1159-nucleotide messenger RNA. RefSeq lists its product as uncharacterized. Bases 146 to 826 code for a protein of 226 amino acids. Lineage: Eukaryota; Fungi; Basidiomycota; Agaricomycetes; Cantharellales; Hydnaceae. The transcript has 2 exons. The record is from RefSeq and is a predicted model, not a curated record.
ACACUCCUGCUUCGUUUGCUCUUCCCCAUUGAGUGUGCAUGGUGCAUAUUUCAAAUUACUUGUCGUUUGAACAUCGUGUGAGAGGAUUGAGCGCCUCUCCGCGGCUUCAUUCCCCCGCUCCUGUGCUGUCUUCCACACUACUGUGAUGCGUCGCAAAAACCUGUUGCUAUUUUCCUCUUGGCGUUCGAAUGCAAAGUCCCCUCCUGAGCCCUCUCUCCCUGAUCCGCAACCAUUGCACACCUCGAGGUCCUUGCCCAGGAUUGUUAUGACCAGUCCCCAGGUAACGGAUGGAGAGGUUGGGUCUCGUGCUGUUUCUCUGGCAUCCAUGUCUAUGCCGCCGCCCUCAUCUCUCCGAGAUCGAUUUGCUCGAUGGGUCCUAAGAUGGCGAAGUCCCAGUCCCAACGACAAAUCAACUACACGACGCCCCAAACAGUCCACGGGGAGCGCGUCCCUGCAGCCGUCUCCUGAUAACUCGCGGCUAUCGCUCUCUUCCCUCCGUUCUAAAGAGAAUGUUAAUAAUAAUACCCCUUCAAGGUCCAACCCACCAGCCAUCUACGAAACGAGUGCUGCGUCCUUCGAGCAGCCGGGGUCCACAGGCGAUAGCGAUGGCUGUUCAUUGGGCGUGGAGUCUUUACCAGGUCCAGCAGCACCGGCGGCGGGAACCCGCUCACAUGGUGACCAGAAGAAGACCAUCAUGAAUGCUAUUAAACUUCUCCUUCAAACUUCUUCCACCGCUCUUAAACUCGCGCCUAUACCCAAUCUCGAUCAGAUUCCGAACACGCUCCUGGCGUGGAUAAAUACCUACGAGGUGUGCACGGCAUCCUGAGCUCCUUUGGUGAUCGCACCAAUGCCUCUGAUAUUGUACGGCAACCCAGAAUGUCACCGGAAACGCUGAAGACAUGGAAAAGUUGUACGUUGUGAUCCAGCAAGUGCACGACUCGGUGUUUCAGCCCCUCCGGGAAUGGACCGGCGAGGUUCCCCCCGAACUGGAAAAUCUAACACGGGAUUUCCAUGCAGCCUUGAAGAAACAAGUAGAGGAAAUUGAAUUAACCCAGCGAAAAAAUCUGCCAACGAGGGCUAUCCAAGCGCCUGACAUAACACAGCAAAUAAGUGGCAUGAAGGGCUGCCUGAAGGAUGCUAUUUCUCGUUCCCAGGUUUG